UGCUUGGAGCUGGGAGAAAGAGAGACAGAUCAAGAAGAAGACUAAGAAGAGGCAGCAUCACUGCACAUCCUCUCUGCCUGAUCUCUCUGUUUCUGACACUUCCCAUUACGGACUAGAUUUCUCCAUAGGUGGAUCCUUCGUUGUGGGACAUUUUUCUACUUUUUUUUCUGGAACAAGAUGCAGGCACAGUUUGCAUGUGUGCUUCUCCUCUGUCUGAUUUGUGGUGGACUUUGCACAGAUGUCGACCAGGAGCAGAGAGCUUUAGAAGAUGAACUACUGAGCAGCCUCUUCUCUAAGAUGAAACAGAAUAGGCAGAGUGCCCCCUACUGGCCUCUCUCACUAGCCAACCUGUGUAAGGUGAUGAACAGCCUGAAACAACCGUGGCAGAAGCCAUGGAGCAACGAGGAGGAGGAAGAGGAGGAGGAGCUGAGGGAGGGGAGAACCCGGCCGCUAGAGGAACUCUUCAUCUUGCAGGACAUCUGUCAAGGGCAGCAGACCCGGGAGGAAAGACUACUUCGCCAGUCUCUGGGUUAUCUGGAAGGAGAGCAGGUGGGCGACACGCCGCUCAAGAGGAAAUCUCCCUACAUCCUGAAGCGGCAAGCGGCUCACACGACCAAGUCCCGGAGGCCGUACAUCCUGAAACGAAGCACAUUUUACUGACGGCCACGCCCGUGGCACUGGCUAGGAUAGACGCUAUACAUUCUGUGAAUAAUGUGGCAGUGCUUUCUUUGUUAUCCCCCCCAUAUAUGCAUCGUUUUACUGUUUGUUGUCCUACUGGGCGAGAUAUCCAUCGUUUAGACUUACAUACCUGUAUUCUGCUUCCUUGAGGUAUGGGACCUGUAAAUAAAACUAUCAAUGAGCAUCAAGUAAGCUGUGUAUCUUUUAAAGAACAUAUUUAGUUACUUACUUAUUUGUCCACA
This is a messenger RNA of Lampris incognitus (smalleye Pacific opah), 920 nucleotides long. It is a transcript of the gene nts, whose product is annotated as neurotensin. The record is from RefSeq and is a predicted model, not a curated record. Gene Ontology annotation, molecular function: neuropeptide hormone activity. Lineage: Eukaryota; Metazoa; Chordata; Actinopteri; Lampriformes; Lampridae. Gene Ontology annotation, cellular component: extracellular region. The coding region runs from base 178 to 660 and encodes 160 amino acids. The transcript has 4 exons.